AUGGUGCGCUUUAUGGUAUCUGCCUUAGUUGCUGCUGGUUUUGCUGCAAUAGUAUUGAUGCAGAAUUUUGUUCUUCAGAAUUCACGGGCCAAUUUCCUGUGGGUUGGAGGUUUUGUUUCCUUGGGUGAGACAUUGAUGUUUGUGGCGCAGGGUCCGGAAAACACAAAAGGCAUCUAUAAAUGUAGUCUGUUACAAUGUUUUUAUGGGAUUAUAAUGGGAACUGUUAGAGCCUACAUUUGUGGUUUGUUAUUAUGGUGCUUAAAAGAAAUGGGACCUCUUUUUUCAGUAUUAUUUUACUGUGCUUUUGCACUUCUAAGAAAUUUUAUGCGAACCGAUAAUUUGAAGCAUUUGAGGCUUUGGUUUGGAUGUGCUGUAUUCAGUGUACUUCUUUUGUACGUGGGACUUUUUAUUGAAAAAGGUGGAGAUGUUUGUCGUAUCACUCUUGCUUUCGCUGGAUUAGGUGUGCUCUUGUUUCUGGCACAUUUUUUUGAGGCGAAUUGCCCAAUGAAAAAUAGGUUUUGGCAGAUGGUUUUUGAAAAACUGAUUGCUUCUAUAGAGUUGUCUAUUUGUGGUUGGCUGUACUAUUCAAGUGAUACAGCAUCUGAUUUUUCAUAUACAUGGCUUUUGUUUCCUUUGCUUUCAGUUAUCUCGGGAUGUGGGAAAACAAUUUAUGAUUUAAGUGUGGGAGCAGCAAUUGUGCCGUUUGAUACAAAUGAGGUUUUGGUGUUUAUUUUGAAGGGUUGUUUUGUGAGUUUGUUUUUGGGGGGUUUUGAGUUGGGUGAUUUUAUUGUAAUGAUCAGUACAUUCACUUUUUUAAUUUGCUCUUUGAAGGCGAUGCAUUGUAGUAGUAUAUUGCCGUCAUUGGAGCCAUCAAAUUUUGUUUUACCAAAGCAUAAAAAUGGUUUAACGUAUGUUGGUGGCGCGCUUCUCUUUUUUUUUACAAGUGAACGCGAGAGGAAGUUGGGCAUUUUUUUCCUCCUUACGUUAGUUGUGAUGGUUCUUGAAUUGAUUUAUGGCAUUUCUGCUAAUUCUCUGGGUUUAGUUUCGGAUUCUUUCCAUAUGUUGUUGGACUCUGUAUCAAUUGCAGUUGGCUUAGUUACAGAGUUUGCUUCAUCUUUCCCUGGUGAUAAAAAGACACAUCCAUUUGGUUAUGCUCGGUAUAGAGUCUUGGGUGGAUUUAUUAAUGCAGUGCUUUUACUUUUUAUAGCAUUGUUUGUUGUUAUUGAAUCAAUUGAACGACUACUGUGUCCCCCCGAUAUACACGCUGCUUAUUUAAUACAUGUAGCUUUUAUUGGCUUGAUUUUAAAUCUUAUAGGCGUUGUGUUUUUUCACGGCGCGGAUGGUCACUCACAUUCUCAUGAUGGAUGUUCUCGCUCUGUGGACCACAAUUUGAGAGGAAUUUAUUUGCAUAUACUGGCAGAUUUGGUGGGUAGUAUAAAUGUUAUGAUAUCAAGUAUAUUAUUGAGUCUUAAAGGUUGGAAAAUUGCUGAUCCACUUUGCAGUCUUGUAAGUUGUGUGUUUAUAGCUGUUUCAGCCUUUCCUCUUUUAGAAGAAACAGGAAAGAUACUUCUUUUGUCUGGACAUCCGUAUGAUCAAGAGAUAUUUUUUCAAAAAGCAAUUGCUGGUAUUGAGGACAUCGCAUAUGUUAAUUCAGUAGAAAACAUUUUUGCAUGGCCUCAUUCUACUGCGCCCAAUGAAUCAGCAUAUUGCGCAAUAAGGUUAUCUGUGCAUGCUCAAGCCAAUCAUAACCAAAUACGUCUCUCUGUGAGACAAUUCAUGAAAGAGUUCUUUAGGGGGGAAACAGGUUCAACUCAUUUGAGUGUAAUUGUCCAUAUAGAAUAG
Messenger RNA from Trypanosoma rangeli, 1842 nucleotides. RefSeq names its product putative cation transporter protein. Lineage: Eukaryota; Euglenozoa; Kinetoplastea; Trypanosomatida; Trypanosomatidae. Bases 1 to 1842 code for a protein of 613 amino acids. Gene Ontology annotation, biological process: zinc ion transport; intracellular zinc ion homeostasis; transmembrane transport. The record is from RefSeq and is a predicted model, not a curated record. Gene Ontology annotation, molecular function: zinc ion transmembrane transporter activity. The transcript has a single exon. Gene Ontology annotation, cellular component: Golgi apparatus; membrane.